AUGCUGACCUCAAACUGGGGCUCUGGAGCUGAGGUCGCCACAUUGACCUCAGACGAGUGUUCAGCUGUGUACAUAUCAAUCAUUGUAUUUAAUACUGCUGUAAUUUUUGUCAUAUUCAUGAACAAACGUCUCCAUGAGCCUAUGUACAUUUUCAUUGCUGCUUUGCUUUUAUCCCAGCUUCCAUUGUGUAAAUUUAAAAUGAAUAGAAUAUACUGUGAUGGUUACUCAAUUGUCAAAUUAAGUUGUACAGGAACAUCUGUUAUUAACCUUUUUGGACUUGCUAUUUUCAGCAUUGCUAUAUUUCCUCCAGUGAUCUUCAUAAUCUACUCAUACACGAGGAUACUUGCUGUGUGUUUAAAGAAUUCGAAAGAUUUCAGAAGAAAAGCUCUGCAGACCUUUGAAUAUUUAUUAAUUCCUUCUUUAUUCAAUCCCAUAAUAUAUGGAUUAAAACUGCAGGAGAUUUUGAAAAGCAUCAAGAGGCUGAUUUCAUGGAAGAAGAGAGCUGAGAUUUAUUUUUAG
Molecule: messenger RNA, 519 nt
Organism: Ictalurus punctatus (channel catfish)
Lineage: Eukaryota; Metazoa; Chordata; Actinopteri; Siluriformes; Ictaluridae
Product: olfactory receptor 52N5-like
Exons: 4
Coding region: 1-519 (172 amino acids)
Source: RefSeq, a predicted model, not a curated record